AAGGAAAUUAGGGGAAAUUAUGCAGUAGUGUGUGACACAGUGACGGCCUGAGGGGUGGGUGGCCCCUCAUGAGGCCAUAUUAACCCUUUAAACUCCCACUUAAUCCAAACUUCGGACAGAAAAUAGGAGGGCAUUUACGGUAAACUACACAAUCUUAUUCCGGCGCCACUGUUAUGAAUCUUUCUCUCCACCAUUUUCUUACUCAGAGCUUAGCUCACCAUCCAUGGACUCUGCCAUCGCUCUCCGCCAACCAUCCUCAAUCUCUUCUUCCAAACUCUUCCAAACCACGAAAUUCCUUAAUUCCCAAUUGCUUAAAUUUCAAACCUCGCCGUUUUCCUUCGAGCGUCUGAAGCCAAAACCACGUUGUUUACCCAUAAACGUUUCUAGGCGGAGUUCUCUGCUCAGAAUUCGACUCCGCCACGGCUCGACUGAUGAGGAUGGUAGGUCCCCGCUUAACCACUCGGUCAAGGCUUCUUCAAACGACGCUCAUUUCAGUGCGUUUACGGAGAAGAAGGAGCUUCAGGCACCGAGUUUCGCUGAGUUCAUCACCUCGGAAAGGGUUAAAGUUGCGGCGAUGCUUGCUUUGGCCUUAGCCCUUUGUAACGCUGACCGGGUUGUGAUGUCAGUGGCGAUUGUACCUUUGUCGCUUUCCCAUGGCUGGACCAAAUCAUUUGCUGGUAUUGUUCAGUCAUCUUUCCUAUGGGGAUACCUGGUAUCUCCAAUAGCUGGAGGGACUCUUGUGGAUUAUUACGGUGGAAGGAUAGUCAUGGCUUGGGGAGUGGCUUUAUGGUCUCUGGCUACCUUUCUUACACCUUGGGCUGCUGAAACUUCCUUAUGGGCUCUCCUUGCUAUGAGAGCUAUGGUUGGUGUGGCAGAAGGAGUAGCUCUUCCUUGCAUGAACAACAUGGUAGCAAGGUGGUUUCCUCCAACUGAAAGGGCGAGGGCUGUUGGAAUUGCAAUGGCUGGAUUUCAGUUUGGAAGUGCUAUUGGACUUACACUGUCUCCAAUCCUCAUGUCAAAGAGUGGUAUCUUUGGACCGUUUGUGAUUUUUGGGUUAUCUGGGUUUCUUUGGGUGUUGGUAUGGUUGUCUGCUACAUCAAGUACUCCUGACCAAAAUAAUCAGAUAUCGAAGUAUGAAUUAGAUUACAUAAUGAAUAAGAGGCAAACAUCAUUUCUUGUGGACAAUAAAACUAAAGCAACUAAAGUGAUACCUCCAUUCAGGCGCUUACUUUCUAAAAUGCCAACAUGGUCCCUAAUCGUUGCAAAUUCCAUGCACAGCUGGGGUUUCUUCGUUAUUCUUUCCUGGAUGCCUGUUUACUUUAACUUUGUGUUUCAUGUUGACCUCAGACAUGCAGCUUGGUUUAGUGCUGUUCCAUGGAGUGUGAUGGCAGUCAUGGGAUAUCUUGCUGGUUUGUGGUCAGACAUGUUGAUCCGUGGUGGUACAUCUAUCACUUUAACACGGAAGAUCAUGCAGUCAAUUGGUUUUUUUGGUCCGGGAGUUGCACUUGUGGGAUUGACUACAGCAAAAAGUCCAGUGAUUGCAUCUGCAUGGCUUACAUUAGCUGUUGGAUUGAAAUCUUUUAGUCAUUCAGGAUUUCUUGUGAAUCUCCAGGAGAUCGCUCCACAAUAUUCUGGUGUUUUGCAUGGACUGUCAAAUACUGCCGGAACAUUUGCCGCAAUCGUGGGAACAGUUGGAGCUGGUUUCUUUGUAGAAUUAGUGGGUUCUUUUCAAGGAUUUUUGUUGCUUACAUCACUCAUGUAUUUUGUCGCUGCCAUUUUCUACAACUUGUUUUCUACUGGAGAGAGGGUAAAUUUUGAUGAACCUGUGAUAUAAAAGAAAUAUGUAGACAACUACUGGUCACCUACCUGAAGAUGAUGUAUUAGUGGACCAGAACUGAUGUAUAACUACAUAAUGCUUGAAGAAGGGACUCUCGUCCAUAUCAUUUCAUUCAAUGCAUUCUUCUCCUUCCUAAUGCCCCAAGCCUUAUUAUGCAUAUCAGUGAUUGCAUGUCAAUUAUAGUUGGAAAUUUUGCCUAGAAAAUUUUGUUAAUAUGAUAAAUAAUGUGUUGUAAAGACUAGUGAGGUAUGUAUAUGAAGGAUUCUGUUCAAAUC
This is a messenger RNA of Cannabis sativa, 2112 nucleotides long. RefSeq names its product probable anion transporter 4, chloroplastic. Gene Ontology annotation, molecular function: phosphate transmembrane transporter activity. Gene Ontology annotation, cellular component: plastid. The transcript has 9 exons. Gene Ontology annotation, biological process: transmembrane transport. NCBI's taxonomy places the organism in Eukaryota, Viridiplantae, Streptophyta, Magnoliopsida, Rosales, Cannabaceae. The record is from RefSeq and is a predicted model, not a curated record. Bases 224 to 1834 code for a protein of 536 amino acids.